UCUUGAAGCAGUUCGGACGUGAUCGCUCCAAUUCCGCCGUGAAGUGAAGUGAACAGACCUUAGAUUGUUGAGAGAUUAAAAAUACCAACUGCCUAACCUUCACCGGUGCGCAGCUAGAGUGCGUUACCUAACCAAAUCUAGAGUGGAUUGUUUCGUUCUCGGUGAUGAACUCGGAGGCGUUCAAGCGACGAUCUGUUGUCGUUUCGGACGGGGAAAGUUCCGCGAGCUGUGCCGUAUGGUAAUCCGAUAGUUGGGAGUAUGCAGCAGGCAAAUUUGUUCAUCUGUCGGAAUCGAUCGAGUGACAUUUUGAACUGUGGUUUGUGAUGGUACUCCACGCGGUCAGAGUUCACUCACCUGCUUGUACAUGUACUAUUUAAUGCGUAAGUGAACCAACAUAAAAGCGAAAGCUGUAAGUUCCUCUGUCGCUAAAAAUACCCGCGGGAAUAUAUAGCGAAAAUACAGUGAAAUGGUUUUGCCAGCAGCGCGCAUUUGGCAGUAGAAAAAUGUGUUUUCCGUCUUUCCCGUUCGGCUCAUCUAAAUAUAUAUAUUUAUGUUUGGUUCGCAAGUGAAUUGCGCGUUUUGGUGCUUCGAGGAAGUGGAUCAAAAAUCAAUUGAAAUGAGCCUGUCGCGCGUUCGUUUGGAUUUCGCUGCAUCACAUAGGAAAGGUGGAGGAUGAUCACACGUCCGAUGAGAGUGCUCCGGUGUGUUUGCAUGCGCUCUGUAAAGAGGACGGAACAGAAGAUCAGGCCCCAGUGCCAGAGGAAAAUCAGCAUCAACAGUUGUACCUUCGGUCGGAAUCCGCACGGAGGCAGAACAAACAGCAACGAACAUCGUACGCCGGUUAAAAUCCGAGUGGAAAAUGAUCGUGAAAAAGUGAACGCGCAAGAGGUGCCAACACAGAAAAAUAUUCCGGGUUACGAGAAGGCGAAUUAUUAAAAAAACGUGAAUUCAACUCUGAAACACUUUAGCACCACGGUGAAAAUGACAUCGACGGGAAGAAACAAGUCCGGCAGAGGCAGUGAAGUGUGAAUGGUGAAGAAAAUCUUGGCGCUUCGCCUCCGGUCGACAGUGUGCAAUGCAUUCUAGGACAGUAGGGAAGUGUUUUGUGAAAAUACUGAAUAAUUUACUGCGUCGAAAUGCUUGUUUACGGCACCAGCGUCAUGUCGGUGUAGAACGGUUGACUCCAGCAGUGAUACAAAAUGAAAUUAUUUGUUGUGCUAAUUAACUGGGUGUUGUGCUUCAGUUUGGCCUAUGAGCGAGUGGAAACCCGGACCGAUAGUGAUGAGAAUCUUUUAGGUCAUGACGACUUAGUGAACGACCGGAACGAUAAUUUGAAGAAAUCCAUCGCAGCCCUACUGGCUAAUGAUGGCAGUGAAAUCUACCCGUCUAUGUCGAAUGACAGUCCCUUUGGGGACUACCGCCAUCAAAUUCAAAAUCAGCAACAGUACGGUAGUCCGAUUUACCGCAAACAUCAAACCCAACGUUCCCAGAGCCCCAGCUAUGACCCUCGCGAUGGGACACCGUACACCAGAGAGGUAGCAGUGAAACAGGGUCGAAUCAAAGGAAUUGUUCGAGUGAUGCAUCCACAGUCAGGGUUAAAAAGUGUCGACCAGUAUCUGGGAAUUCCGUAUGCCGAAGCCCCGGUCGGGUCACGGCGGUUCAUGCCUCCAAGUGCACCGAUUCCCUGGACUGGACUCAAGAUGGCUAUCAAGUUAUCCCCUGUUUGCCCACAGAAUCUGCCCACCUUGAAUAAUGUAAAUAACAAUUACUCCAAAGGCAGAUACGAUCAACUGAAAAGACUGCUUCCAUAUCUGAAGGUUGAGAGCGAAGACUGUUUAUAUUUAAAUUUGUACGUGCCGAGCUACGAUGGAAUUGGACCGCAGGCUAAAUAUCCGGUAAUUGUGUACAUUCACGGCGAAUCGUACGAAUGGAACAGCGGUAAUCCCUAUGAUGGCUCAAUUCUCGCCAGCUAUGGCAGGGUAAUUGUAGUAACACUCAACUUCCGGUUGGGCAUCCUUGGAUUCAUGAAGCCGGGAAUCAGUGACCACACGACGAGUAAUUUCGGUUUGUUGGAUCAAAUCGCUGCGUUGCAAUGGAUCAAAGAGAACAUCGGUGCUUUCGGCGGAGAUCACAAACUGGUGACGGUGAUGGGCCACGGGACUGGUGCUGCUUGUGUCAACUUCUUGAUGGUAUCACCUGUUGCCAAAGGGCUUUUCCAUCGGUCGAUUUUGCUGUCAGGAUCUGCCUUAUCGGAUUGGGCUCUCACACAGCAUCCACUGCAAUCGACGAUGCAGGUGCUGCAGGGUCUUAAUUGUCCUCUCAACGGUGACAACGAUGAGGUUGCCGCUUGUCUGCGCAGGAAACGCUACAGUGAAAUUUUGAAUGUGAAAAUAGCCUCGCCGCAAUUUUCAACCCGCUUCGGCCCGAUUGUAGAUGGAUUGGUGAUUCCAAAUACGCCCCAUAAAGUGAUGGGUCAAUAUAGCGACAUAUUUAGUGGAUACGAUUUGCUGUACGGUAUGUCCGAGCUGGAAUCAUACAAUAUUCUGAAUGCUGUUGCCCUAACGUACGGGCUGCUGGAGAACGAAAGGGACAAUUUGCUGCGAUUUUAUAUGCAAAAUCGGUUCGAAAUACGACCCGAUCUGGCCUUGGCAGCAACACUCAAUGAGUAUACUGGAAUCCUUACCGAUCCGAACAAAUCGCUGGCCGAUAUCCACCGGGACACGCUGCUGGACAUCCUGUCUGAUGCACGCGUGGCCGCACCGAUGAUGCAGACAGGGCUCUACCUGGCCAAGGUUAAUCCCAAGUGCUACAUGUACGUUUUUGCGCAUAACAGCGAAGCAGGGGAGUACGGACGGCUAUCGCAAAGUGUGGUCGGCGAAGAUCUUGCCUACGUAUUUGGGGCCCCCCUUGGACAGGUGGGACCAUUUCAGACGCACUACAACGCUAGGGAACGACUUUUCUCCGAAGCCGUGAUGAAAUAUUUUUCCAACUUUGCUCAAACAGGAAAUCCAAAAGCACCAUGGAAGGACCUGUUUCUCAACAUGAAUCCGGAGGAUUGGCGCUACUAUGAUGUCGAUUGGCCCGAGUUCAAUAGUGUAAACCAAAGCUUUCUGCAUCUCGGUUUAACACCCGUGGUAAGCCGUCACUAUCGUCAAAAGUAUAUGAAAUUCUGGAAUCAGAAACUUCCGGAGGAAUUAAAACGCAUUACUACAUCGAAGCCAUACUCACCGUACUCGGAAUUUCUCAGUCCACCGGAUCGACGAAUAACAACGUCUAGUCCGGAGUUCAUCACUGGUCAUAUCAAUCUGUUUCCAAUCAAGGUUGACAUAGAAAAGCCCACCGAAGACUCAUUCAAAGCAUUGGUUUAUCGGAUGAAGGACUCGCAUGCAGGGAGUUCGGGAAUGUAUAACGCUCCAGCUCCCUCGAUGGGAAUAUCGGCAGAGGCACCGGUGAAGGAAAGCCCGGAACCAGCGAAUGUAGAGCAGGAAUCGGAUGGUUCAGAUAUAUUGAAAACAGAUGCAUCCCUCACUAUGCUGAUUGCAGUGGCAAUUGUAUUUUUAUUGUUCAACAUCUUUGUGAUUGUGGGAUAUGUCAUCAAACGCAGCAUAGGCAAUAAGAAGGUGAAAAGACAAUUUGACGACAACAUACUCGAAAGUGCGGCGUCGAUGAACGAUAAACGUUCGAAGCUAAACGAUGCUGAUGAGAGCUAUAUAUUGGACAUGAUACGGAAAACGAAUCCGUAUGAGCCGGUUAUGAAAGCAAAUAAUUUUACGCUUCCAAGGCAGUUUAGCGGAGAAACGGUAGAUCCACAUACAAAAGUGUGUGACUGGAUUUCGCAAGACUAUUGCCCCAACCAACCUGAGUGCGAUGGAGUAGUUUCAUUGUGCCAACCCGAUAACCAAAAUGUGCCACAGAAGAUAAGUGUUGCAAUCGAUGCUACACCACAAGCUCGUAGCAAUAGUAUUCUUCGACAGGAACCGAUAGAGAUCACGAAAGCGAAAUCAUUCGAGUAUGCAUCCCCGGAUGAUUACGAAGAGAGCGUCAGUCAAAAUUCGCCAUGUGAUUCCGAUGUACGUCAACAGUGCUCCAGUUCAGGUUCGUCAUAUUCUUAUAACGAUUGUGAUUAUAAAAUUGAACCGAAAAUGCUGAAGUCAAAUGCGAAUCCAAUUUACAACAAUCACCCGUGUCAAGGCGAGGAAAUUACUAGUUUUAUUGAGUCAGGCGAUAUAAACGUAACUUCAAGGGAUAAAAGUGUAGAAAAAGAUCCACUUUCACCGGAAGAGGCGCUGAAAGUAAUUCAGCGGAGAAACUUUCCGAAAGUACUUCCAGACUAUCCAAGCGGAAUAACUGGACCAACAGCAUCUAUGAAACGUCGUUCUUUGCCUCCGCAGUCUUUUAUGUUGAGCAGCUACAACAGCUUACGAAGGGACAGCUCCCGUCUGGUGCCGGCACCACCACCGAGAAUCUCGUCAACGCUUGGAAGGCGAUCUUCGAAACACAGAGCCAGUAAUAAUUUCCUCAGCUCUCCUCCAUUAAUGGCCGAAGAGCCUCCGAUAGAAGAAGAACCGACGAUUUCCCUUAACACCUUGCACAUUGGACCAUUGCUACCGAAACAUCAAGAGAGUACUUACGUGACUAUGUCCCGACAAAAUUCUGAAGAUAUCGAACAAGAAGAACCAGCCGUUGAUAUAAUUUGUAUAGAACAUAAACCGGAAAGUCAUUACAGCUAUAUUAAACCUCCAAGUAUGAUAAAACCGCCAUCGUCAUUCAAAACCUCCCCACCAAAGGAAAUAGAUCGGUCCGACAGCCGAUCCGAACUUCAACCCAUGUCAUCCGCAUCUCUAUCACGUUUGCCGAUCACACGAUCCGCUGCGUUACAACGAGAGCUCAGCUCCGAAUCGUCGGCAACCGACACCACUUCGAGUAGUACCGGAACGAUAAAGAAAAUGUAGGAUAUUGUUCAACACUCUGACACCAAAAAGAAAACGUCACCAAAAAACGAUUAUCACAUUGCAAAGUAUUUAUUUAUGUAAGCUCCCUUCACCCACUUCCAUACCAUCACAGCAUGAUUCCGAGCAACUAUUUAUUUUAUUGCAAAUUUGUACUGUAAACAUUGUCGAAUGUAUGCGUUUAUAGUUUGGACUUGAUCUGUUUUGAUGUUGAUUACAAGCAAUCAAAAUAAUUACUUUUAUAAAGUUUUAAACACACUUCACGUCGCGCAUCAGCAGCAGUGACACUGAAAUAAAUAAUUCGUAAUGGGAUUUUUAUAGUGGAAUAGUGGA
Topomyia yanbarensis is the source of this 5282-nucleotide messenger RNA. RefSeq names its product neuroligin-1. Gene Ontology annotation, molecular function: neurexin family protein binding; signaling receptor activity. Gene Ontology annotation, biological process: neuron cell-cell adhesion; presynaptic membrane assembly; chemical synaptic transmission. Gene Ontology annotation, cellular component: postsynaptic membrane; cell surface; synapse. The coding region runs from base 1200 to 4952 and encodes 1250 amino acids. NCBI's taxonomy places the organism in Eukaryota, Metazoa, Arthropoda, Insecta, Diptera, Culicidae. The record is from RefSeq and is a predicted model, not a curated record. The transcript is spliced from 9 exons.